UUUCCGCUGCUGUCAUUCAUUGUCGGCUUUUCGAUGGAAAGCAAGUUCUUCGUAUUUUUAUAGCGAUUUUCGGCAUUAUACAAGGAAAAGCACAUUGUAGUUGUGGCAGAACAGCGUUUUCCUUUUAAGAGUGUUUUUAGUUUACUAAAAUAGAUCUCCAAAGGGAAAUAAUGCCUUCUGCAGCCAGUGUCAAAAUUGACAAACAAAUUUCCUCAGCCGAAAAUGCACUGACUGAUACUGGAAAUUCUACAGUUACACCGCUUCGACAGGCUAUCACAAUAAUAGAACAUAAAAUAAGGAAUUUGGAAAAAAGAAAGGUCAAAUUAGAAUCAUACAGAGAUUUGCAAAAUGCUGGAAAAGAACUGAACUCUGAUCAAAAGACUGCUCUUGCUAAGAUAGAUGAAGUUGUGCAAACUUUGGAUUUUGCAAGGGAUUUAUAUAAACAGUUCCUAGGUAUUGCUUCGAGUUCUGAGAAAGAAGCAAAAAAACAGGCUAAACGUGAAGCAUCUUUGAAAAAUCAAGCAGAGUUAGCUAGACUCAGAGAAAUUCUUUUAGUACAGGAUGCUCUAAAUCAAAUGGGAAAUGAGAAUGUCCGAGAUGAUUUUCUUAAUGGUAGAAAUGGAGCUGCCCAAUUGACUGAAUGCGAUCUUAAAUUAUUAGAUGACUUGUAUCCUGAGGUAACUCCCAAACAUGAAGCUGGCAAUCCGACAGCUUUUACAAAUGAAGUUCAGGCUGCUGCCGAACAUUUAUUAGCUGUGGUCGAUGGCAAACCAAAAGAAAUAUUUGGUGGAACUUACAGUCAGGUGAAAGAGAUAUUAGGAAAAAUCCACGAAAGUGGAUACUUUGAUCAAACUCAGGUGAAUGAGGCGCUGGUCGAAGAAGGAAGCUCUGAGGUUCCUGCGGAAUGUCUGGUACAGUCUCUGGACCACUCAGAUCCCCUAACAGAAGCAUCCCAAGAUAAUCAGCUAUCAGCUACCAUUGAGAGUAUUACAAUCGAAUCUACCAACCACCCGGCGCUUCACGGCGCGACUCCUGUCAAAUCAGCAACCGAGCCUCCUGUUGCUACUCUUCCCUCACAGCAAGUUGUACCGCCUCAAGUACCGAGGGUAAUAGACACAGUGGGGGUGGCUCUACAGGGACCACCACAGGAAAUAUUUUAUCAGCAACCACCGCAACCGCAACCACCUAGGCCUAUAGCUGAAAUGUUGGGUGGUACUGGAAGUUUUUUCUUUUUGCAGGAAUCUGAAAUCGAUACUCCGGAACAAAUAGCGACUCAAACGUUUACAAAUCAGACGUUCGUCGUGCAGCCCCCGGCCCCCAUCCCUAUGCCGACCCAUUUCCCACCGACCCAGCAAAUUAAUCCCGCUAGUUUACCCCAAGCCGCGCCUACUGGACCCUCGUUAGCGCAGCUCCAAAACAAUCCCCUCGUACCGCCCGGCGAGGACCCCGCUCUCGCUCAACAGCUACAGGUUGCAGACGACUUGGACAAGCAUCCUGCGAACAGGGUGCCGGCACAACAGAACAGAGGGGCGGCGUUGAACAGUGCCCCACAGCAGGGCUAUUAUAACAACGGCUAUAGUAACCGGUCGAAUAGGCCUCCGCAGCAGCAACAGCAUUCGAGAAAUAACGGGGUACCGCAGCACCAGGGCAGGCUGCCGAAUAAUAGGCACUAGUAAUUGGACCGGCUUU
Molecule: messenger RNA, 1689 nt
Organism: Sitophilus oryzae (rice weevil)
Lineage: Eukaryota; Metazoa; Arthropoda; Insecta; Coleoptera; Curculionidae
Gene: Capr
Product: caprin homolog
Exons: 7
Coding region: 171-1673 (500 amino acids)
Cellular component (GO): cytoplasm
Molecular function (GO): RNA binding
Source: RefSeq, a predicted model, not a curated record